Messenger RNA from Macrobrachium nipponense, 1404 nucleotides. Its product is annotated as rhodopsin-like. The transcript has 2 exons. Gene Ontology annotation, cellular component: plasma membrane. The coding region runs from base 158 to 1282 and encodes 374 amino acids. NCBI's taxonomy places the organism in Eukaryota, Metazoa, Arthropoda, Malacostraca, Decapoda, Palaemonidae. The record is from RefSeq and is a predicted model, not a curated record. Gene Ontology annotation, molecular function: G protein-coupled photoreceptor activity. Gene Ontology annotation, biological process: phototransduction; visual perception; cellular response to light stimulus.
GAACUCAGUGAGCGGGGAACCAACGUAUAUAAAGCCGUCCCUCGGUGAACGAGAGACACUUCGGCUUCGGCAGCACGUGGAACGGCAUCCCGGGCACCUGUUCCUGGCAGCCGCUGAGCAUCCUUCUCUUGCCUCGAAGUACUAUAUCGAAACCAAUAUGGGCUAUUGGGACGAACCAUCCAACAUGGGUGGCAGUGACCUCCAGGCCUCUACGAACCCAUACGGUAACUACACCGUUGUCGACAGGGUUCCCCGAGAGCUCUUGAGUUACAUUCACAACCACUGGUACCAGUACCCUCCCAUGAACCCCCUUUGGUACAGCUUGGUUGGGGUAUUCAUGUUCGUUACAGGCACCCUUGCUGUUUGCGGCAACUUUGUUGUUAUCUGGGUCUUCAUGAACACCAAAUCUCUCAGGACUCCCUCUAAUAUGUUUGUUGUAAGUCUGGCAUUUUCUGAUUUUAUCAUAAUGUCUUUCAUGGUCCCUCCAACUCUGGUAAACUGCUACUAUCAGAUGUGGGCCUUCAGUGGCCUCUUCUGUGAGAUCUAUGCUGCCAUAGGCUCGAUUUGCGGCUGUGCCUCCAUUUGGGCCAUGGUAUUCAUCACUCUUGAUCGUUACAAUGUCAUUGUGAAGGGUAUUUCAGCAAAACCACUGACAAACUCUGGCGCAUUGCUGCGAAUUUUGUAUGUGUGGGGUCACACCUUGAUUUGGUGCAUCCUUCCAUUGUUCGGAUUCAACAGGUAUGUCCCUGAAGGUAACAUGACUGCCUGUGGUACCGACUACCUCAGUGAUGAUCUGUGGGGCCAUCUUUACCUGUAUUUCUAUGCUUUUGAUUGCUAUGUCCUUCCACUCUUCAUCAUCAUUUAUUGCUACACAUUCAUCUUGAAGGCUGUUGCCACUCAUGAGAAACAGAUGCGUGAACAGGCCAAGAAGAUGGGAGUCAAGUCUCUGAGAAAUGACCCAGAAGCCAAAAAGACAUCUAAUGAAUGCCGCCUUGCUAAAGUUGCUCUCAUGACUGUUUCGCUGUGGUUCAUGGCAUGGACUCCUUACUUCGUAAUCAAUAUUGUAGGCAUGAACUACAAGCCUUUGAUUACACCUCUCUUCACCAUUUGGGGUUCAGUUUUCGCUAAGGCCAAUGCUGUGUACAACCCCAUUGUUUAUGCCAUCAGUCAUCCUAAGUACCGAGCUGCUAUGGAGAAGAAACUGCCAUGCCUUUCCUGCCAAACUGAGAGGGAUGAGGACUCUACUGUAUCUGAGACUACCUCAACCAAUGAGAAGUGCUAAGUGCUGUAUGGCUGCCGACCGUAAUCAGAUAUUGACUCUUGACCUUUUGUGAAUUAUCUUCGAAUCGAAAUAUUUCUCCGAAAUUAUUCGAAUAAUUUCUUUGAAUAAAUUACUUGCAUUGU